This is a messenger RNA of Helianthus annuus (common sunflower), 1495 nucleotides long. RefSeq lists its product as uncharacterized. The record is from RefSeq and is a predicted model, not a curated record. The coding region runs from base 158 to 1348 and encodes 396 amino acids. The transcript has 6 exons. Lineage: Eukaryota; Viridiplantae; Streptophyta; Magnoliopsida; Asterales; Asteraceae.
AAACUUAACAAAAAACAUUGACAAGCAAGUUGACUGUAAAGAGUGUGCAUACUAAAACCACUUCGGAUCCACUUCCGUACACCGGCGGUUGCAUCUCCACAGCUCCGGCAGCAUCUCCGGCGGAGUUCAAACCCUUCAGAUUUCAACUCCAAUCGCUAUGGCGUACAGGCGAAAGCAAGGAUUUGCCACAAAUUCAACGUUGAACAACGGAACUUCAAACCCUAACCCUAAUUUGAAACGAACUAAUGAAUCUUCAUCUUCUCCGGACGACGAUUCAUCAUCCGCACAGUCGCUUGCUGCACAAGCGAUUAGAGCAUCGUCUGCGUACCGUGAUUCUUCUCUCUCGUCGGCUUAUGGUGAAUCUGCUCGUUCGCCUAGAGCGAAGUUGAAUCCAGUUCGUUCUUCUUAUUCGUCUUCUGUUAAGGAUGAUUCAACAAGAUAUGGUAACACAACAACGAAGAAUGUAGAAGAACCCAAACGUGGAUUUUGGGGUGCUCUUGCUAGAAAAGCUAGAGCCAUAAUUGAUGACGAUGAUGAUGUGGCCCAACAGUACGAAACACCUGAAAGAAGGAGACAACAGUUGGCUGAUAUGGAAGCAAAGAGCCAGUUGCCAGAGAACCGUCGAAAGGCAGAUAAUCCUGCAUUGCAGAAGGGUCUAAAUGCAAUUACAUCAUCCUUCAAUUACAUUGGUAAUGCUCUUGAGGAGGGCAUGACUGUUGUGGAAAAUCGAACUGCAGAAAUCAUUCAGGAAACACGCAAACUACAGAUUAAGAAAAAGCCUGAGGAAGUUCCAGCUUCAAAUGCCAGGCAAUUACCGCAGAUGAAAACCGAUACCGAAAUUCAACUGAAGGCCUCGAGAGACGUGUCAAUGGCAAUGGCAGCGAAAGCAAAGGUUCUACUACGGGAGCUGAAAACCGUGAAGGCCGAUCUGGCAUUUGCAAUGGAGCGUUGUGCUCAAUUAGAAGAGGAAAACAAAAUCCUUAGGGAGACCGGUGGGGGAAGCGAUCGCCCCGAAGACGAUGAUUUGAUUCGACUACAACUGGAGUCGCUUUUAGCAGAGAAAGCACGGUUGGCACAAGAGAACUCAGUUUACGCAAGGGAGAAUCGGUUUCUCAGGGAAAUUGUGGAAUAUCACCAGCUAACGAUGCAGGAUGUGGUUUACAUAGACGAGAGUCGAGAAGAAGUCUCAGAAGUUUACCCCGUCAGCAACCUUCUCGCGACCAAUAAUAAUUUGGCACCAUCAAUUCCUCAAAGCGCAAACCCACACAUAAUUGGAGGUAUCUCGUCUCCACCCGUUACACCCAUAAGCCCCUUUGUUGUAAACGCAGGCGAUCAACAGAAGAUGUGAGCUGUUUCUUUUUUUGUUAAAUUGUUUUGUUUCACAUCUGGACCUGAUUCAUUUGUGGUGAAUGUAAUUGUUUUAAUCAUGUAUACUUUUAUGGUACAUGUAUGUAUGCAUUUGUAUUUUAGGAAAUCAUACAUGAUCUGAAAGAUA